This is a messenger RNA of Aspergillus calidoustus, 1177 nucleotides long. NCBI's taxonomy places the organism in Eukaryota, Fungi, Ascomycota, Eurotiomycetes, Eurotiales, Aspergillaceae. The record is from the annotation of a GenBank genome assembly.
GGUUGGCCCAUGUUUGGGGUAUGGCAUCAUUGGCGUCGUGGUGCUGGCGACGCGUUCUGGCACAUCGGUCAACAUUGACAAUCGACAGCAAUCAACAAUAUGAGGGUGGAAGGGCAUAAAAAUUUGGAAGAUGGAUAACGCAUUGAAAUAACUGCCGAUAGAUGGCCAACUCCCCUGAUUUUCCCAGAAACUGGGUAUGUUUUGAGGCGCUGCCCAGGCUGACAAGGAUCACAUGCAAAUGGGCUUCCGGCAUGUGAUUCUAGGGUUCUUUCCUGUUCGGGCGUCCAAGCUUCUGGAGGCCGAGUACUAUAAGACACGAUGCCACCACAGUGUCUGCUCAAAUGGCGUAUCUGAACACUCCUUUUUGAUUCAAUCUUCAAUUGUCUUCCUACCUCAAGCACAAUGGCUAUCCCAACCGACAUCACCCUGAAAACCCUCAAGGGGUCGUGGGGACUGGACAAAACCCUCUCCGAGAACAUGGAUGGCAUCCUUAGACUGCAAGGCGUCGGCUGGCUCACCCGCAAAGGCAUUGGCGCCGCAUCCCAAACCCUCCACUUCACCUCCGCCGUCGAAACACCCCCCUCCUCCUCCGAGAUAACCGUCCACAUUACAAUGCGCCAAACCCUGACCGGCGGCAUCCCCGGCUCGACCGAAGAGCGCUACAUGGACUGGGUCGAGCGCGAGCGCAGCAACCACAUCUAUGGCGACACGCAGUCGCGCAGCCGCCUGAUCAAGGGUGUUCGUGACGCGGGGGGCGCCGUCCGUCCCGACGUGGAGAUCCAGUCGAAGCCUGGGAACGAUGCGAUCGAGGAGGAGGUCAAGAAGUUCUUGAGUGCGGGCGUACCGCACUUGGGCUCACAGGAGAAUGAUGACCUGUCUGAUCUGUAUAUUCAUGACUUUGGCCGGAAUGAGAAGGCUGGGUGGACGGCUGAGCAGAUCUGGGGCCUUGAAGUCAUCGACUCGCAGCAGUACCUCACGCGCCGGGUGGCUGUUGUUCGAGAGGACGGGUAUGAGCUGGCUCGCCUGGUGUACAAGUUCAAUGGGCUUUGAUUGCAUGUACUGACCGAUUAAUCUGGUUUGUGUGUCUAUUGGUUUAGCUUGACGCUAUCUUUGUAUGUCGGAAGUAAUGCAUAGUGUCUCUUAACUUGCAACGAAGAUUGAUCUGAAUGAUAGGAUA